AUGUUAGAUUCGCUUAGUAUGCUAGAACAAUUUCCUGAGCACAAAAUAGUAAAGGUUUCCAAAAGAGCUAAUAUUGAGCAUAACAUUGAGUUGUCGAAUUCUAGGAAACUGAGUGAGUUAUCUAGUAGACUAAGGAAUGAUGUUGUCGAUGGGCCAUUGGUUUCUAAUUCGAAGGUCCUCGCUGUGCCUGAUCUGGUUGCGCUAGAUCCCGAUUUAGUGCUAGAGCAGAAGAAAGAAAAUAGGAAGAAUAGGCGACUUCAGUAA
Messenger RNA from Priceomyces carsonii, 264 nucleotides. RefSeq lists its product as uncharacterized. Bases 1 to 264 code for a protein of 87 amino acids. Lineage: Eukaryota; Fungi; Ascomycota; Pichiomycetes; Serinales; Debaryomycetaceae. The record is from RefSeq and is a predicted model, not a curated record. The transcript has a single exon.